Messenger RNA from Exaiptasia diaphana, 1245 nucleotides. Its product is annotated as di-N-acetylchitobiase. NCBI's taxonomy places the organism in Eukaryota, Metazoa, Cnidaria, Anthozoa, Actiniaria, Aiptasiidae. Bases 36 to 1145 code for a protein of 369 amino acids. Gene Ontology annotation, cellular component: extracellular region. Gene Ontology annotation, molecular function: chitin binding; chitinase activity. Gene Ontology annotation, biological process: carbohydrate metabolic process; chitin catabolic process. The transcript is spliced from 4 exons. The record is from RefSeq and is a predicted model, not a curated record.
GUUCGUGUUGUUUAUUUCACSAUUGAGAUUUCAAGAUGGCUUUCGAUGCUCGGAUGURCAUCUUUCUCCUGUUUUUUAGCGCUCAUUUGGCGCUCAGUCGUAAAUGUCCUUGCUUUUACCCCAAUCAAUGCAAACGUAUAACGAAAGUUCGGGAUACUGAAGUCUAUUUUUGGACUGCCAUUCCCAAGAUGUGGAAACACUUUGACUGGACCAGAAUUACUACUCUUGCACUYUUUACACCGUGGGAUGACGAMCUMAUGUGCUAUGCGCAUUUAAAGGGCGUUCGUAUUUUAAUGGCAACAGACUAUCCAACUGCAAAACUCAACAACACUGAAGAAAGAAAAGCAUGGGUUCAAAAUAAUACACAGUUUGCRGUUGAUAACUUUGCAGACGGGAUAAAUAUUGAUAUUGAAGGCACAAUAGAGAAGGGGUCUAAAGAGGUYGGUUUACUGACUGAACUUGUAAAAGAAACGGUGGAUUCCUUCAAAAAGGCUAUUCCUGGAUCACAGGUCACAUUUGAUGUARMYUCUUCACCAGAAUGCACUCCCGGUGGAAGAUGCUAUGACUACAAGGCUCUUGCUGAUAUUCUAGACUUCUUAAUUAUCAUGGCUUAUGAUGAAACAGGGUUUGCCAGAAUUGCUGGRCCAAAUUCUCCUUAUGACAGAACUGCGAAAUAUGUYGAAGAGUACAAAAAGCUGAAUAUAAGUACAAACAAGUUGGUGCUUGGUCUUCCAUGGUACGGCUAUGACUAYACUUGCGUCAAGUACAAYAUUACCGAUGGAACUUGCAUUACAAACUGCAGCACUUCAUCUCCAUGCAAAMAGAUCACAUUCUCUACUGCUCAGGAUCUUCUAGUAACUAGAACUGACUUUGGUCGAGAAUGGAACCCUACUUCCCUGUCACCAUACUUCUGGUAUUAUGAUGAGUAUGCUGGUGUUCAUCAAGUGUGGUAUGAUGAUGUUUACAGCCUGAGCAUUAAAUACCGAUAUGCAUUGGAAGAUCAGAAAAUGAAGGGGAUUGCCAUUUGGGACGCAGAUAAGCUGGAUUACGGCGGAACUAAGAGAGGCAGUUUACAAACAAGCAAUAUGUGGAAGAUUUUACCCAGUGUCCCUCCCACUCCUGUUGGCCAGGAAAUUGUUUUUUGAAAAAUUGACUCUAUUUUUUAUUAUUUUUAUACGCUCAAUUGUGAAAUAAAUAAAAAAUUAGCUGUAGAAAUACGUUUUUAAUAAAAAAGGAUGACAGACA